AUGGCUUCCAACAUAACGUCUUUCAGCACCCUACGGGCUCGCUCGUACAUUUUCCGGCUGCCGCUUUUCACGCGUAUCGUUCUGUUCGUGAUCAUCGCCGCGUGGUUCGCAGGUCUGCAGAAAGCUUGGGACGUGAGGCAAUGGGGCGCCUUGAUUCCUGACCAGUUGUCCUUUACCUCUUCGUAUCGAAUGAAUACAUUUCCUUUUGUCCAUGUGAACUUCAUCCACACGGCUAUGAACCUAGCGGCUCUAGCACCGUUGAUGGAGCGAUUCGAGGCGGAAUUUGGCACAUUGACGUCUAUAGCGCUCUUCAUUGGCCCUCUCAGCACGAUCCCGGCUGUUCUCUACGUCUUGAUCGAACGAUUCCUAUUCAAGGGCAAUGUCGGAGUGAUGGGAGCUAGCGUCUGGGUCUUUUUGCUCCUGGGCAUCGAGGCGAUUCGAACCUACAAGACGAACCCCCACCUGACGAUUGCGACAUACUCAAUUCCUACUUGGACGACCCCCCUGAUCCUCAUCCUCGUGGUUACGGCGCUCGUUCCUGGUACCAGCUUGCUUGGCCAUCUUUGCGGUGUCUUGGUUGGAUAUCUCUUCGGCCUCGGCUACCUCAAGUUCCUGAGCCCGCCCGAAAAGGCCCUGCGAUGGGUUGAAUCGAAGCUGAAUCUUCUAGGCCGCCUGCCACACUACGUGAGUGUCGACCAGAAGACUUACGGUCGAUUCGGCGUCCUGCCCACCAACAGCCAUGCCGGCGGCGGUAGCGCACCGAUAGCUCUCGUUGGUACGACACAGCGACUUGGACCAUAA
Colletotrichum orchidophilum is the source of this 801-nucleotide messenger RNA. Its product is annotated as rhomboid family protein. Gene Ontology annotation, molecular function: serine-type endopeptidase activity. Lineage: Eukaryota; Fungi; Ascomycota; Sordariomycetes; Glomerellales; Glomerellaceae. The coding region runs from base 1 to 801 and encodes 266 amino acids. The record is from RefSeq and is a predicted model, not a curated record. The transcript is spliced from 5 exons. Gene Ontology annotation, cellular component: membrane.